Esox lucius (northern pike) is the source of this 2405-nucleotide messenger RNA. Its product is annotated as KH domain-containing, RNA-binding, signal transduction-associated protein 1. The record is from RefSeq and is a predicted model, not a curated record. Gene Ontology annotation, biological process: regulation of alternative mRNA splicing, via spliceosome. The transcript has 9 exons. The coding region runs from base 182 to 1399 and encodes 405 amino acids. NCBI's taxonomy places the organism in Eukaryota, Metazoa, Chordata, Actinopteri, Esociformes, Esocidae. Gene Ontology annotation, molecular function: mRNA binding; poly(A) binding. Gene Ontology annotation, cellular component: nucleus.
UCUUUGCACUAGAAGAACGUCGUCCAUUCUACGAACCUCUUUGUCCGCAACCCACUGAACGGCUCUGGCAAUAAUUACGAAUAACCUGUAGCUAGUUACAUCGUGGAGAACACCAAGCUUGCUAUUCAAUUUAAAAUAGUACGUCUUGGGGGGUUCUGCUGAUCGAUUAGAACCCAACUGAAUGAAAAUUUUGCAGAACGUAGGCGACAUGAGUUCCGACGCUAAGCCUGAGCCUAAAAAAGUCAAAAUGGAGAAUGAAAGCAAAUACCUCCCCGAGCUUCUGGCAGAAAAAGACAGUCUGGAUUCGUCAUUCACGCACGCCAUGAAACUAAUUUCUGCAGAGAUUGAAAGGAUUCAGAAAGGAGAGACAAAGAAAGAAGCAGAAAGAGAAACAUACCUGGACAUAUUCACCACAAAGAACAUCAAGGUCAAGGAGCGUGUUCUCAUUCCUGUAAAGCAGUAUCCAAGGUUCAACUUUGUUGGCAAGAUUCUGGGACCCCAAGGGAACACAAUCAAACGACUUCAGGAAGAGACUGGAGCAAAGAUCUCAGUGUUGGGCAAAGGGUCCAUGAGGGACAAGGCAAAGGAGGAAGAGCUGAGAAAGGGUGGCGAGCCCAAAUAUGCUCACCUAGGCAUGGAACUGCAUGUCUUCAUAGAGGUCUUUGCCCCGAUACCUGAAGCAUACCUGCGCAUGGCUCACGCCAUGGAUGAGGUCAAGAAGUUCCUCAUCCCUCAGGACACCAUGGAUGGUAUCUGCCAAGAUCAGUUCAUGGAGAUUGGCUACCUUAAUGGAGGUCAGGACUCUCAAUCCCGGGGGCGAGGUGGUCCUCCUGGCAGAGGAAGGGGAACACUCCCACCCAACUCAGCAGGAGCCAGAGGGCGAGGAAUGCCUCCUCGCGGUGGGGCCUCUCGUGGAGGAGCCCCUCGAGGUGGAACAUCUCGUGGAGGACCCCCCAGGGGUGGAUCAUCCAGAGGGGCUCCUGCUGGUCGUGGUGGACUCCCUAACACACCCACUAGAGGAGGCACAGCACCACGUUCCAGACCCCCCACCCCAGGGACACCAAGGAUGCUGCCGUCCCCAGCCCACUCCCAUCAGCAACAUCAGCACCAACAUCCACAUGCUCCGCCGCAAAAGGCAGAGUCCUACGAUGAAUAUCCUGCCUAUGAAGAAAGCUAUGCUGAGCCUGCGUAUGAAGGUUACGACAACUAUUAUAGUCAACAACCACCACAAGCGGACACAGAGUAUUAUGACUAUGGACAUGGGGAGGCUCAGGAGUCUUAUGAACCAUAUGCUCAGGACGAUUGGGAGGGUUCGUGGCCCGCCACUGGAGGCAAAGCCCCUUCUGCCCGGCAGGAUAAGCGGGGGUCCUACAGAGAGCACCCAUAUGGAAGAUACUGAACAGCCACUGGUAGAGAGUUGCCCUGGCAACUGUCUCCCUUUGUAACUCACUUUUAACUCUGCAAAGUAAUUUUCCUCUUUUUAAUUUCCCCCCCCCUUUUUUUCUUUUUUAAUCGUUUGGGCGGAACAAUUGGAUGUAUCUUAUCAAGUCGGCGUAGCAAGGUUUUUGAUAAUACCUUUUCAAUGUUUGUUUCUACUGCCUCGUUCAGUUUUAGGCUCUAAUUAAAUGGUUACUUAGAGAGAGAAAAAAAAAACAUUGUACAGUUUAAUGUUUAAAUGUUCUUUUUUUGAGGUUGUCUUCAUGAUGAUUCAGUGGCGGUUACAGACUCGCAUUUAGGCUGCAUUUCAAAAGUCUUUCAGCUAAUAAACUUGUUUAAAGACGACAACGUAAUAUCGGCAACUAGACUGGUGAAUAACAAAAUAACUUUCUGGACAAAUAAUUGUAGAAUCAAAAAUUCUUUAUUGAGGCCUACGUUUCAAUGUUUUAUUUCUUAGAGUUUUGAAAUCUAGCCUUCAUAGACACUGUUGACAGUCUGUCCUAAAAUAUCUAAGUCAUUUCUAUUCAAUUGUAUAGUGUAUUGUGCUUUAGGUAACUUUUGCGAUUGGCUUACAUUGGUUUACUGAUUUGGGUGAGGGGAACCUCUGACAUUUCUCACUUUGUUAGUGGUCCUACAAGGAUUUGGACAUGGUCCUCACAGGGUCUUUUAUGUGAGGGGAAAACUACAGCCAACUCAAUAUUAUGUACGUAAACUUAGGACAACUGUAUAAUGCUUUCUAAAGGUGUGCCGUCUCCAAAAUGCAUAGUGCUACGUGUGUACUCUAUCCUAAAUAGGAUACUAAAUAUAUCCAAAAAUGUUUUGCUGCAGUGCGUUGUAUCAAUAAAGCCUAAUUUGUUUUUGUUUUUUUAUCAAACUUAACCUGGUAUUUUGCUUCUGUUGUAUAGUAAUGCCUUCCACUAAUAAAACUGAUCCUCAUCUUGAGGUUCUUCACAAAACUCCAAAAACUA